AUGGCCACACCUUCCACACCGUUUCCAACUAUUGCUGAAGCCGUGACUUGCGAUGACUUUACUACAUUUCGAGACUUUGAAACCUUGACCUAUUACAUUGUCAUUGAAAACGGAAUUGCAACAUCAUUGUCAGAUUCUGAUUUAGGUGAUGCUUUCCUGGCUGCUGACAGUGCUACACCAAAGCCUUCAUGUGCACCAAUUAUUGAAUCUGUUUCGGUACAAGAAAGAGAUGGUUUCUUCAUUCAAACUACAAGUUUGGUUGCCAGAUCAUCUCGCUUUAAACAUGAGGUCAUUUCUUUCGAAGUUGGAGUAUAUAUUGUCAGCGAGAUUGAGGGAGCUUUCUUGGGUGAGCGCGAAGUUGAACUAUAUGAGGGAGGGACUGAGGGAAAUUUCUUGCAAGCCUUUAACAGUGUUGGUGCCAUUAGUGGUUCCAAGGGUGCUAUUGCUUUGGGAUCGGGUGACACAUAUGAAGAGGCAGUGUCAGCAGCAACCACAACAGUUCUGGAACGCCCACCUCCCCCACCCCCGGAACGCCCACCUCCUCCUCCACCCCCAAAGCCACAGCCACAGACAGCAAUGCCAAGCACACUGUUCCCAGUGAACAAACCUACAAGUGGUGGUCCUGGCCCAAAACAACCAACAUCGAUCGGAACCAACCAACCACAACCGACACAGGCGGCAAUUCCAGGCACACCUUUCCCAGCAAAUCAACCUACUGCCGUGCCUGCUCCAAAACAGCCUACAGCCAUGGGUCCAAUGCCACCCGGUAGCAAGCCCACACCAUCGUCAGGCAGCCAACCCAUGACCCCUGGACCAACACAGACAACGAAUCCAAAAACAGCAUUCCCAGCAAAUCAACCUACUGCCGUGCCUGCUCCAAAACAGCCAACAGCAACGGGUUCAAUGCCACCCGGAAGCAAGCCCACACCAGCAUCAGGCAGCCAACCCAUGACCCCUGGACCAACACAGACAACGAAUCCAAAAACAGCAUUCCCAGCAAAUCAACCUACUACCGUGCCUGCUCCAAAACAGCCAACAGCAAUGGGUUCAAUGCCACCUGGUAGCAAGCCCACACCAGCUUCAAUGGGACCAACAGCAGUUGGAAGCAGCCAAACAGGCCCACCACAAACUCAGGGGCCAACAAUUUCCAAGCCCACAUCAGUAUCAUUGGGUCCAGCAAACAUGCCAUCGAUAAAUCCCACUGUUUCAUCUGAGUGCCUGGAUACAAGAGCAAGAACAACCUACAGUGUCACCCUUGUGGGUUCAGCGGAGAUUGAGGAUGCCCAGCUGAUUGAAGCUUUCAUGGAUGCAGACAGUGAAUUGACCAAGGACCCUUGUGAUCCCAGGGUUCAGCGGGUUGUGGUCAUUGGGCGAGGAGGAAGGAGACUGCAAGCAAGGGCUCCUCCUGACAUUACUUCAAGUCUCAAUUUUGGAUUUUUCUUUGGACAAGAAAGCAAUAUCAGGGAGCAAACAACACUCAACACAACUGAGACACUGAACACAACAGGGACAGCUGGUUACUCCACAGAAUACAAUGCCUCACGUGUUGGAGACAUUGAAUUGAAUAAUGUGCAGGAGACCAUCACCUUUGAGGUUACUGCGCUGGUGCAACCCAGUACAGAGACCAAUGGUUUUAGUUUGUAUAAUGGCAAUGAUGCGAGCUUCACUGAAUCGCUCACAACACAACCUGCCAUUGUCGACAGUGGUGCUACAGUGGUUAGCUCGGCAGAUAGUGAUGCCACUCUAUCACCAACAGAGUCUCCAACGGCCACGACACUCGGCAACACGCCAGCACCAUCAUCCAGCACCACACCAGUACCACCUACAUCUUCUCCACCACCCCCAACUUCUUCUGGGUCGCCAUUGCCGACACGACCACCAACCCCCCCUAAACCAACACCAACAGGCCCUGUUGGAAAGCCCACUGCAAUUCCGGCCGGCUCACAAUUCCCUACUAGUACGAACACAGCAAAGCCUACGCAAAGUGGUCCAGCUCCGAUGCAGCCAACAUUCAUACCUUCAGGGGCACUGCCAACGAAAUCUCCAUUGACUCCCAAGCCAACACCAGCCAAGACACCAAAUCCCACUCGUUUGCCUCCCCCCGAUCCAAAACCUUCACCGAGCACCCUGCCAGCACAGCCCACCGCUGAUUCUUCAGGGUUUCCUACACCCUCAUUUUCUCCAACAUUGUCUCCAACUAAAGCUUCCAGCUCAAAACCUUCUCCCGGUCCAAAGCCAUCCCCUUCCACCACAACUCCCGCUCCGUCAACCCAAAAGCCAUCCCCGGUCGCUCCCACAAAGUCACCCUCUUCCCAACCCCCUCCAGCUCCUACCAAGGCUCCAUCAACUCCUGCUCCUUCAACCCAAAAACCCUCACCGGCCGCUCCCACAAAGUCCCCCUCUUCCAAACCCCCUCCAGCUCCUACCAAGGCUCCAUCAACUCCGGCUCCGUCAACCCAAAAACCAUCCCCGGCCGCUCCCACAAAGUCCCCCUCUUCCAAACCCCCUCCAGGUCCUACCAAGGGUCCAUCAACUCCUGCUCCCUCAACCCAAAAACCAUCCCCGGCCGCUCCCACAAAGUCACCCUCUUCCAACCCCCCUCCAGCUCCUACCAAGGGUCCAUCAACUCCCGCUCCGUCAACCCAAAAGCCAUCCCCGGUCGCUCCCACAAAGUCACCCUCUUCCAAACCCCCUCCAGCUCCUACCAAGGCUCCAUCAACUCCUGCUCCGUCAACCCAAAAACCCUCACCGGCCGCUCCCACAAAGUCCCCCUCUUCCAAGCCCCCUCCAGCUCCUACCAAGGCUCCAUCAACUCCUGCUCCGUCAACCCAAAAACCAUCCCCGGCCGCUCCCACAAAGUCACCCUCUUCCAACCCCCUCCAGCUCCUACCAAGGCUCCAUCAACUCCUGCUCCGUCAACCCAAAAACCAUCCCCGGCCGCUCCCACAAAAUCACCCUCUUCCAAACCCCCUCCAGCUCCUACCAAGGCUCCAUCAACUCCUGCUCCGUCAACCCAAAAACCCUCACCGGCCGCUCCCACAAAGUCCCCCUCUUCCAAGCCCCCUCCAGCUCCUACCAAGGCUCCAUCAACUCCCAAACCCUCUCCAGCUCCUGCCACGGGGAAACCUACAAUGGCUGCAACAGGAAAGCCGACUGCUGUUCCGACGAAGGCUCCGUCAACUCUAG
This is a messenger RNA of Seminavis robusta, 3186 nucleotides long. NCBI's taxonomy places the organism in Eukaryota, Bacillariophyta, Bacillariophyceae, Naviculales, Naviculaceae. The record is from the annotation of a GenBank genome assembly.